AUGGAUUACAGCAUUUUUCCUUCUCACUCAGCUCAAAUGAAUGCAUACUUUUCAGUUUUAGAUUACUUUAACUGGUCUCAAGGACUUGCAAUUACUGGCGAAAAUAACGUAUACAAUAAAAACGAAUUUUUAGAAUAUUCAGCAACUUUUAAUUAUUUAGCUGUAGAGUCAUCAACAAGCAUACAAAAUUUUACUCCGUCCUUUAAAUUGGAACCAAAUUUCUGUUCCAAUUUAAGUGGUUAAUUUUUUUGAACAAAAAUAAAUAAAAUUUUUUUAAAAAUAUAAAAUUGAGCCAAGAUUUUCGAUUUUUUUUUAUAAAGAAUUAAUUAAAAUAGAAUCGAUUCAAUGUGCAAACCUUUAAUUAGCUUUCUAUUAGUACUUACACCAUUAAAAACUAUUUUAUAAAAUUUAGUAAUUUUACCUAUAAAAUUUUUGUAUCAAUUAAAAGUUAGUAAGGCUAUCAAGCCUUUAG
Messenger RNA from Blepharisma stoltei, 472 nucleotides. NCBI's taxonomy places the organism in Eukaryota, Ciliophora, Heterotrichea, Heterotrichida, Blepharismidae. The record is from the annotation of a GenBank genome assembly.